Aspergillus sclerotioniger CBS 115572 is the source of this 5311-nucleotide messenger RNA. RefSeq names its product UDP-N-acetylglucosaminyltransferase. Gene Ontology annotation, biological process: protein O-linked glycosylation. The record is from RefSeq and is a predicted model, not a curated record. NCBI's taxonomy places the organism in Eukaryota, Fungi, Ascomycota, Eurotiomycetes, Eurotiales, Aspergillaceae. Gene Ontology annotation, molecular function: glycosyltransferase activity; protein binding. The coding region runs from base 210 to 5225 and encodes 1671 amino acids. The transcript has 3 exons.
CUGUCGACCAUACUGACUGAUUUCGAUCGCCCCGAACCGCUCUCCCACAAGAGCCCUGCAUUUCCUAUUCUUCCUUCUUGGUUACUCGCCUCCUUUUUCGUCUUCGUUGCGGUCUCCCUCUUUCUCUCCACCCCCCUCUCUCUCUAUCGAACAUAAUUAUCGUUAAUCACGGCGAAACAAAACCGGCGUGGUUACCAUCUGAGGUCAAGAUGUUGCCCUCAGUAGCACCGUUCCCCCCCGUUCAACCGCAUCACCACCUCAAUUAUCGUCUUGGUACCGACACGACCCACGGACCUUACGACUCAAACACCUCGUUUUUCACAUCACUCCCUCGCAGCGACCAGAGCAAAUCCUCGUUCCAUUUGACAGCUCGAUCCCGACUGCAAUACCCCCAUCCCAUACAGCGUCUCGAGGUACACGAUGCCACAGGCCCGGUGCCCAGUUCGAAGAGUGCUGGCGAACACGCAUUACGGAGGAAAACGCCGAGUGGAACGUUGGCUGCUGGGUAUGAUGGCACCCCAGGGGAUAUCACCAUCCAACCCCCGGCGAGCAAGCAUAUCUUAGUCUCACCUAUCGAAUCGGGCCACUUGUUACCACCCCAUACUGGUUUUCCAAUGGAGACAUGGCAACAAGUUGGCCUGGACCAGGCUUCAGCCGGGAAGCACCUGAAUUUCCCGCCCGUAUAUCGAAACGACUCGAGCCGAGCUAAUGCAGCCCCGACUGAGAUGGCUCAAGGGAUGAAUGGGACUAGUUGGGUUCGCUCACUGAACUACGUGCCGGGGAUGGACUCCAUGUUGAACCAAUCGCUGCCGAUGCAGCCAUCCCAGCAGCGUUUCUACUGGCAUAAUGGCGCCUAUGUCCCUACGGUUCUUCCAGCGACCCUUCAACCAUGUGUCGGCCCCACAGCACCGGCAGGGACAGGGCCAUACGGUCCGUAUUGGCCGGAUGGGGUGUAUAUCCCGUAUCGCCCAGCGGCAUUUCGCGAUGCUCGAUUUAACUCACCCACCCCGUUUGCGAAAGCAACCAACCCACCUGCGCUCCACUUCUUCGAUGCAGGGCAGCAGCCCUUCAGUCGGGGUGCUAUAUCCUCCGGCAGCCACCCGGAUCCGAGUCUGACCUGGAACCCGGGCCCUGUUGGAAUGCUCACUUCCGAUGUGCCAAUGAAGAAUAAUUUUCCUCGACGCCAUUCGGACCAAAAGCCCGUUGAUCUGUCGAUGGGCCAUCGAAUACUGCCGUAUCACACGCGCCAGCCUAAUCCAAGCUCGGGCUUUUCAUCUCGUCCACAGGUCGCUGACAGCGGUCCAUCCUGGUCCGGCCCGGCAAGCGCCCAAGGGGUCCAGCCAGGCUCUACAGCAACCCCACCGGCAACGAACGCAGAAUUCAAGGAGAAGGUGUUGACGUGGGCCCAUGGUGUCUACGUCGAUCUCCUUGCAUCUAUUCACCAGGCACGGCGAAACAGUAUCUCGAAUGCGGCUGCUGAGGGGCAAAGUCAACGGAUUUUGAAGCCAAGCAUUUAUCCGAAACCGCCUCGCCAGCCUGGUCUUGAUUUUUCUAACACCAAUACUGUGGAACCCAGCCGUCACAACAGCUACCCGUCGGGCCAGUUUGACCAGAGGGCCAAUGCUAUCAGCAACCCAGGCCAGAAUGACGCUUCCAACUUCCAGGCCGGUGGCCGCCGCUAUGAGCGUCCUUCGUUGGCUCAGAUCCCGCAAGCUGCGUCUGACACCCAGAUGCUGGACAGACUCCGCCAUACUGGACGAUUGACUGCUUCAACAGCGACGUCUCGCUUUGGUGCCGCACCGUUAAAUGAGGGUUCCAUCACAGGAAACGCUAUAUCGUCCUUGGAAAUGUUAUCACAUCUUUGCAUGGAAAGUGGUUGGGAAUGGAUUGAUGGGAUGCUCCUGGGAGGUUGCCUUGCUUACGGCCUUGGUGAUUAUCACAAGGCUAUGCGAUGGUACUCCAGGAUCAUCGCUCGAGAUGCAACGCAUGUGGAGGCGAUCUCCAAUCUUGCGGCCACACUUUUGGCGCUGGAUCGCCGAGAGGACGCCUUGCAACACUGGCUUCGUGCGGUGAAGCUUCGCCCCAGUUUUUUCGAAGCCGUCGAACACCUGAUCGGCCUUCUGUGCAGCAACCAACGCGGCAAGGAAGCAGUCAACAUCAUCGAGUUCGUGCAGAAUUCGCUACGGUACCCCAAAAACGGCGACUGCUUCGCGUCCGAUGAACAUGCGAGUGAGACUGAGAGCGAUGCGGAGAGCCGAGCUUCCAGCACGUCUGAUAUGGGCUCCUAUGAAAAGGCGUCCUUCGAUUACGAUGACGACUUGGGUCGGUCGGUCUCUGCAAACCGCUCCGCGGAUGUUAACUCGAUUGGAUUUGGUUCCAGCGGCUACUCAGUCCCUGGGUGUGAUAACGGCAGAAUGCUGGCCCUUGUUCACGCCAAGGGCAAUAUGCUGUAUGCUCUUGGUGACAAUGUUGCUGCAGCUGCAGCCUUCGAGGACGCCAUCCUGAUUGCAGCGGGAAGACGACGCCACGGAAUCCAAAACCUGAUCCGGCAGAUUUUCUCGGCCUUUACGCAGGGCAACCACCAGGCUUACCCGGGCCCGGGCCAUCGCGGGCCGCAAGAAACGAUUCUCCUGUAUCCGGACCAUGCCCUGCAGACGUCCAAGCUGGUAUUCGCGCCCUGCGGAACGCCCCCGGGCAUCAAGUAUGUGCCAGAAGGUCUGGCAAGGAAGGCAGCCAUCUCCACUACCAGCAAUUCGCUACUGUCGCUGGCCAAGAUCUACCAGGAUGGGAUGUCUAACAUCUCCAGCUCCGGCGUCCCCCGCGCUGCCCCAGGCGUUCGGGACAUUCUGGCCCUCUACUACCUUUCUCUUUCCCUCCAACCGAGUCCGUCGACCGCGAACAAUGUCGGUAUCCUGCUGGCUGGCAUUCAGAACAAUGCCCCGAAGAAGGUCCUCCCUCGUCCCAGCGGCGAUAUGCCACAUCCUGAAAUCCCCGGGGUCGUCCCCGGUACUGGAAUAUCGUUGGCUCUCGCGUACUACAAUUAUGGGCUGCACCUGGACUCUCGGCAUGCUCAUCUCUACACCAACCUCGGGAGCCUCCUGAAGGAUAUUGGCCAGCUGCAAGCGGCGAUUCGAAUGUAUGAGCAGGCCGUUCAUUGUGACGGGAACUUUGACAUUGCCCUGGCCAACCUGGCGAACGCAGUCAAGGAUGCUGGUCGCGUCAACGAUGCGAUCGGAUACUACAAGCGUGCUGUUAAGGUGAAUCCGGAAUUCGCCGAGGCAGUGUGUGGCCUGGCCAACGCUCUGAAUUCCGUGUGCAACUGGGUCGGCCGCGGUGGCAUUCACCACGGCUAUGGGUUCCAGGACCGGUGGCAUGUAAACGAAAAGGGGAUGAUCCGUGACGCAUACACCAAUGAGACCGGGACUGGUUGGAUCAAGCGGGUGGUUGAGAUCGUCGAUCGGCAACUCAAAGAAGGGGAGGCCUGGGGUCGCGGGCUGUUGACCCCGAAUGUGAUUGAGCAGUUGUGCGCGCAGUUGGUCCCCGCAGCCAGUGCUCACAACCAGGCUACGUUUGGCACUCUGGCCAAUAUCUUGCAGUCAUGGGCGGGCCAGCGGUGGGAGGGCUCUCGGAUUGUCAAGCUCGUGGAGCGUGCCACUCGAUCGAUCACCUGGCAGUGGUACCAGGACCGGUAUGUUUAUGGCAAGGAUUAUCCCCUGUCCAAGUAUCGGCGCCCACAGCUUCCAUCUGGCCUGACUGCGCCUAAUGCCCCCACGGUUCUACCUUUCCAUACCUUCACCUGCCCACUCUCCGCCAAGCAGAUCCGCCAGAUCUCGCAGCGAAAUGGGCUUCGGAUCUCCUGUGCAACCCUGCGGUCUCCGUGGCUGCCCGCCACCGUCUUCCCUCCGCCUCCGCCUCCGAACCCGUACCUCAAGGUCGGGUAUGUGUCGUCGGACUUCAACAACCAUCCUCUGGCCCAUCUGAUGCAGUCGGUCUUUGGCCUGCAUAACCCGUCCCGGGUGAAAGCAUACUGCUAUGCCACUACGAUGAGCGACAAGUCGAUCCAUCGGCAGCAGAUCGAGAAGGAGGCCCCAGUGUUCUACGAUGCCAGCGGCUGGCCCGUCGAUCGACUCGUUCGGCAGAUCGUGGAGGAUGGAAUCCAUAUCCUCAUCAAUUUGAAUGGAUACACCCGCGGAGCGCGGAACGAGGUCUUUGCUGCUCGGCCUGCUCCCAUCCACAUGUCCUUCAUGGGGUUUGCAGGAACCCUGGGGGCGGAGUGGUGUGAUUACAUCCUUGCCGAUGAGAUCUCGAUUCCGCCGGAGACGCUCUCGCCCGGAAGACGCAAUGUACGCAUGGAGGACCGACUGCUGGAGGAAGACCACGGCGAGGACCUGGAAAAUUGGGUGUAUGGUGAGAACAUCGUCUAUACUCGCGACACUUUUUUCUGCUGUGAUCAUCGGCAGAGUGCCCCUGAUGCCCAGGAUCCUCAGAUCGCGUGGGAGCAAGAGCAAGCCCGACGGUGGGGCAUGCGAAAGGAAUUGUUUCCCAAUCUCAGCGAUGACACCAUUAUCCUGGGUAACUUCAACCAGUUGUAUAAGAUCGAACCUACGACGUUCCGCACUUGGCUCCGCAUUCUGGCACACAUUCCGAAUGCCAUCCUUUGGCUGCUCCGCUUCCCGGAUCUCGGGGAGCAGAACCUGCGGGAAACCGCCAUUGCCUGGGCUGGGGAAGAGACGGCAUCUCGCAUUAUCUUCACCGACGUGGCACCUAAAAACACGCACAUCUCCCGAGCCAAAAUUCUGGACCUAUUCCUCGACACGCCAGAAUGCAAUGCACACACCACGGCGACGGAUGUGCUGUGGAGCGGUACGCCGCUUUUGACACUGCCUCGAUAUAAGUACAAGAUGUGCUCGCGGAUGGCAAGCAGCAUCCUGAGCAGUGCUCUGCCGAACUCCGAGGCCGGGCGCGAGGCUCGAUCGGACUUGAUCGCGUCGUCGGACGACGACUACGAAAACAAAGCCAUCCGUCUCUGUCUGAGUCUGAAGUAUCAGCCUGGUGGGCAAGGCCGCGCAGGAGGCAAACUGUCAGAACUCCGCCGGAUGCUGUUCCAGGAACGGUGGGCGAGCAAGCUUUUUGAUACGACGCGUUGGGUUCGUGAUCUGGAGGACGCCUACGAUGGAGUUUGGAAACGAUGGGUGAACGGCGAAGAAGGCGAUAUCUGGUUAUGAUGUACGCAUCAGAAUAUACCCCUUGAGCGAGUUUUGUUUCUUUGGUUGGAUACGUUUCUUGAUUCCCGAGUGUAGGUUUACAACCU